CGCACAACCACCGUUCUUAGUCGCAUCACCGCCAUGUCAGAGCGCGAACGACGCGAACGUGAUAGGUACCGUGAAAGUGACCGUGAUAGACGCCGAGAAAGAGACGAUCGUGACCGUGAUCGAGAAAGAGAGCGUGAAAGAGGACUAAGGAGCAAGAAGUCCCGAUCUCGUACUCCAGACCACCACGCGCGUCCUCCUCGCCACGCGCGCUCUCCGGAGAGGUAUCGCUCUCGUUCCCGCUCAAUUGACCGUGAUCGUCAUAGACACCACAGGCGCAGGACCCCCUCUCCGUCGCGGAAACGGCCUCGUCAGAGCUCAAUCGACGACGAGAAGGAAAGAAACCUCAAAAAAACUGCGUCUGAUUCCGUAGACGAGACUGCGAAAGAGCCUAAUAAGAAAAACGAUAAACAACGAAGCCCUGGGGAGGAGGAAGGAAUAAUGGAUGAGAAUGAGAUAGAGAUGAUGAAGAAGUUAGGGAUUCCAAUUGGAUUCGACUCCACUAAAGGCAAGCCUGUUGAAGGCGCUGACGUCAGCGGCAUCAGAGCUGUUACCAAGCGGCAGCCAAGGCAGUACAUGAACCGUCGCGGUGGCUUUAACCGUCCCUUGCCAGCUGAGCGUAACCGCUAAAGAAGGUACUUGUUAUGUUUGAUUAAACAAUAGUCAGAUGAUGAGAGUACGAGCUGCAUUUCCAAGGUAGCUGUUAACGCAAUUCUACCUUCAGGCUCUGUUCUAAUACCUUGAGAGAUCAAACAUGUACUUUCUUGUUCGGGGGAUUUAGAAUUGUUAAUGUCAUGAGUGUAAUCUCCCUCCCGGCUAAUAUCUUUCAGACUAUAGUUUAGUUGUUCGUUUUAAGUUUUGUACUAUACAUUAGAAGCAAGCAAAGUAGUGUUGGCGAACUUACAUAAGAUAUCGUUAUGGUUUUAGAAUAUUAAGAUACAAAAACGGGUUUCAAAAGAUUUAAUGCCAGAGCUUGAGGCAGAUUCCAGCACCAGUUGUUGUUGAUGAUGAUCUCUCGCU
Eruca vesicaria subsp. sativa (arugula) is the source of this 1017-nucleotide messenger RNA. The record is from the annotation of a GenBank genome assembly. Lineage: Eukaryota; Viridiplantae; Streptophyta; Magnoliopsida; Brassicales; Brassicaceae.